Tigriopus californicus is the source of this 1052-nucleotide messenger RNA. RefSeq lists its product as uncharacterized. Gene Ontology annotation, molecular function: neuropeptide hormone activity. The transcript has 3 exons. Gene Ontology annotation, cellular component: extracellular region. The coding region runs from base 65 to 679 and encodes 204 amino acids. NCBI's taxonomy places the organism in Eukaryota, Metazoa, Arthropoda, Copepoda, Harpacticoida, Harpacticidae. Gene Ontology annotation, biological process: circadian rhythm. The record is from RefSeq and is a predicted model, not a curated record.
UCUUGUACCUUCUUAGCAACGUGUCGUGAAAAAAUGAUCCACGGUGGGACCAAGAUCAUGGGGGAUGAUGAAUGCUCGGCCCCAAACUUUAUGGGCCUAUGAGGCUCUGAUUUGCCGGUUGGGUUUGUUUCUCGUUCCUUCGAGCCAUGGAACGUUGGCGUCAAGAGCCAUCUAUUCAUAUACGGUGGUUUGUGAGGUCUUGGAAACCAGUCCAUCUCCACUCAUCCAAAAGGAUCCACUUCCUAAAACCCCAAUAGUCAGUUUUAAGGCUAUUUCUCUCAUUAAAGUUUUUGUCCCACAUAUGUUCUCAGGAAUGUUCGCGAGCAGACGACACCUCACACUAUUGGUGGCUGUUUCAACCUUGGUGAUUCUGAUUAGCCCGAAGCAGUGCUUAGGCGGUCGGGUUUUCCAUCCCGAGGGCAUGUACCGGGUUCAUAAGUCCAUUGGGGAAACGAUUGGUUGCAAAAGCAGCCCUUCCAUCCGGGCCUAUAGUACCUUGAACAAGGUUUGCGAAGACUGCUACCAUUUGUACCGAGAUGCCGACCUCUACAACAUGUGCAGAUCGAAUUGCUUCGGAAGUGAGUUCUUCAUGAGCUGCAUGGACAGUUUAUUAACCACUACGGAAGCCAAGAUGCACCAUGCGAGCCUCGUGGAAGACAUUCACGAAUAUCUCCGGUAAACGACUGACUCUCCAUCCCCCCCAAAAUCACCUACCAACCAACCAACCAACCAAACCAACAACUAACCAACAACCAAGCGACAUAGGUAGCAAACAAUCAACCAACCCAUCCAUCGAUCAACCAUCCCACGAUUGUUCGCACAGUUUCAGAAUGGACGAGGGACAAAGAAGAAGCAGAAGAAGAUAUGCUGUGAUACACGAAUGGAUGAAUGAGUGCACUCAAUAUCUUUUCCUGGUUUCAUCGUAUUCAAGUAAAUGCACUCGUUGAUGGCAGAGUUUCUCAAAGUAAUGCAGCCGAUGACUUGUUUUGGCCAAUUGUCAUUGAUGAUUUGCUUUCUGGUACAUAUUGGAUAUUAAAUCACUAGCUCCCCAA